CUUUCCACCGCACCUCUCCUUCCGCAAUUUUUUCUCAUUUCCUUGCGUUAUCUCUACCUCACGAAUUCAGUCUUUUCAUCACGGAUAAUUCUUGCGAUUUAUCCUAACCUUUUGCACUUUCAUUCAAUCACUCAUUACGACUACUCCUCCGCAACGAGGACUCACAGCAUUCCAUACGCUUGUGUAACUCAUGGCUGCCACUCAACAGUUACCGUCAUGGAUGACACUGGCAACUACCGUGUACACCAAUGCUGCAGGGCAAACUGUGACGACCGAGACUACCCUUCAGCUUCCACUCACAUACUACGGUCCAAGUAUCCCCUUGGGCAGUGACGGUGCUUGGACUUACGGUGGUCUCACCUCACCAGCAGCUUCAACAUCCUCUCUAACGACACCAUCCACCGCGACAUCCUCUACCUUCACCCCUACAUCCUCUGCGACAUCCACAUCCUCUGCGACACCCACAUCCUCUUCAUCAUCCUAUCAGUCUACAUCUACAUCUGCGACAUCUACAUCUACAUCCCCUUCCACCUCUGCGAUAUCAAAUCCGAAUUCAAAUGCAACUGCCCUAUCUAAAGGCGCUCUCAUUGGCAUCAUCAUCGGUGCCAUCGUCUUGUUCAUCUUCUUGCUUCUGCUUUUCAUCUGGUUCGUCCGUUGGAACUCCCGCCGACGAGACUCCAGAGCCAUCACACCCAUAUGGACCGGAUGGAACGUCCUUACGCCCGACGCAACCGGUGACGAGGAGAACCGUCCAGCUGGUCUGGGUUCUCCUCGCGACAGCGGUGAAGAAGCAGAUUCCUUCCUCCGUCACAGCACCGCCACAGAUCCUGAACAUCGCCCACGACCAGUAUCUUCGCUUCCACCCGGUGCCGCACCACCCCAUAUGAUGGGAAGCACUGGCUCCGACAGAACAAGGUCCUCCCAGGCCUCGACAGACUAUGGUGUCGUCGUGCCUGGCUCAGGAAUCUUUGGACAGGCAUACAGUGGUGAUGGCGUCCCUGCCCGCGUUAGCAGCGAAAUGAUAGGGCACAUCAUGCCUCCUGGCGAGCUCCUCCAGAUUGCAGACGAGGAAGAGCCGGAGGACAUACCCCCACCGCGGAUGUACAGCUCAAGCCAUCCCUCUCUGCCAGAGCACAUCGCAUCUCUACUCCCUCCCCCACCUUUCGAGGGCCCCGCUACGCGCAAACCUUCAGACCGGUCCCUACUCAAUGAGAAGGAGAAAUCCGUGCGCAGUGCAUCGUACCCAACCAGUGACCUGGAGGACUCGAAAGUCUUCACCGCUCGCCGCGUACGCGUCCAGGAGCUAGGUUCGCGCAGCCCCCAAGAUGAUGACUCUACAAUCACCCAGCAUGCCCCAGCAUCUGGUAGCUGGCGCAACUCCUUCUCCCGUCUGCGAAGGAGCUGGUUUGGGUCCUCGUCAUCUCGCAGCGCAUCAGGACCUAGCUCGCGCAGGGGGUCUGAUAAAGACGCUGAAGCAUCGCAAUCCUUGCUCGGCCGCAGACUCGGUGUAGGCCAUACCAUGGCAGGAGAGCGUCCAAUGUCGAGCGUGAGCGCUAAGAGCGCAGUAUCCGGGAACACCCUGUACCAUGACGCAGUCUCGCGUAUAGGCACACCUGUUUCUCUUCCUUCCAGAGCACUUACACCUGCGAGUCAGAGGGGAAGCACAGCGUUUGCAACGGACUUUGCACUUCCUGUGCCGAGUGGAGCACCCCCAGCAUAUGAUGACCCAUACGAUUUGCUGGGUACUAGGAAUCCUAGCCCGUUAUCCCCAACAGGCAUCGAUGUACUUGAUAUACCAGCGCCGGCUCCCUUCUCAUCAGCUUCGACGAGCGGCAGACCUUUGCCGCCUGGUCUUGUCCCGUUGUCCAGUCGCCAUGCGUGGAGAGACUCGCUAUCCGUGAUUACGGGCUCGUCAAAUGGCGCCGGCAUCACAAUUGAUGUUCUUGAUGCCGAGCCGCCACGAGCAGGUGAUGGCUGGAGGACUUUAGCUGGUGGCUUUCUUGGUGUCAGUGCAGGACCAGACCCAAGCGAACGGAGGACGUCAUUUGGAAUUCCCCAAGUUAUUCAUCAAGGGAACCCCAUGGUCUCUGAGCGAGGGUCUCUGCACUCCAUGCGCUCGCACUUAAGCCCCUACUCUGCACGUUCAUCUUCAGGCUCAGCACCUGCAUCCUCUGCUCGCGUUUUCAAUCUCUCAGGGUCCAAUUCCUCUCGUCCUUCUGCAAAUUCUGCUCACUCACGCGUAGCGACCACGUCAUCUGCAUCCCUGAACUCUGGUCGACCGCUGGGUACUAUUUCGCCAUCUGUCAGUGCGUUCGGACAUGCAGAUCCCUUGCGGUACAUGUCCCACACUGCUGAGGAAUACGAGGACCCGUUCGCGGAGCCAGGCAGCCGCAUGUCGAUCCUUGGACCGAUGCCUUCGUUCACUGCUCAUUCGGUGCUCUCCCAACCGACUAUCCGUAGUGUAGGUGACACGACGGUUACGAGCGAUGAUACGGAGAUGACAAGAACGACUGUUACUUCGGGUUCUGAGGAGAUGAGCGGGCCUGUGCCUUGGUUUCGAGAGCCGAUGAGGGCUGAGAUUUAGAUGCCUUGGCGCAUUACUUGGUUGGGUUCUGUUCCAAGCGCUGGGGUAGAGCUGGUCUAUUGAUGCGUGUUAGAUGUUUUUUCCGUACUUAUUUGUGUUUGUGAACUGUCUUUUCUUGCUUCAUCAUAUGUACCUUUUGCGAUACCUCUCUGACUUUUGCGAUACCUUUCAUAAUGAUCUUCUAUGUUCGUUACGAAGAUUACUCACCUCCUUACUUACGCAUGAUUGAUGAUGCGAUAUCUUGAAUACGAUUCUUGUACGAUCCCUCUGCAAUAUAGUGGAGAUCAUGGUACC
Suillus clintonianus is the source of this 2878-nucleotide messenger RNA. RefSeq lists its product as uncharacterized. The record is from RefSeq and is a predicted model, not a curated record. The coding region runs from base 191 to 2584 and encodes 797 amino acids. The transcript has 4 exons. Lineage: Eukaryota; Fungi; Basidiomycota; Agaricomycetes; Boletales; Suillaceae.